This is a messenger RNA of Cyphellophora attinorum, 1743 nucleotides long. RefSeq names its product Aromatic amino acid aminotransferase. NCBI's taxonomy places the organism in Eukaryota, Fungi, Ascomycota, Eurotiomycetes, Chaetothyriales, Cyphellophoraceae. Gene Ontology annotation, molecular function: pyridoxal phosphate binding; L-2-aminoadipate:2-oxoglutarate transaminase activity; aromatic-amino-acid:2-oxoglutarate transaminase activity. The record is from RefSeq and is a predicted model, not a curated record. The transcript has a single exon. Gene Ontology annotation, biological process: L-tyrosine biosynthetic process; aromatic amino acid catabolic process. Bases 1 to 1743 code for a protein of 580 amino acids.
AUGUCUGGGCUUACAAUCGACGGCGUCGACGCCCUUCGAGCCAGCUCGGUCCCAAUCGCUUCACAGGUGGCCGGCUCCGUGUCCUCGGAGUCCUUCAAGUCGACGCACAGUAAGUCUCAGAACGCCGGAAAGUCAAUGCACCAUCACUUCAGUGUGGAAAGUCAAGAGUUCACUGGCUCUGCACUCAAAAAGGUCGCGAACAAAGUGGUUCCUCUUCCUUUCAUUCCGCUUGGCACAGGCAGACCGAGCGCAGAUCUGUAUCCUUGGGAAGCGUUGUCGAUUCGGACUACUGGCCCUCACACAGAUACACCUGCCAACAGCCAGCCUCGUGCGAGAACAGCGUCGGCAUCAACUAGUGACGUCGCCGACGUAGCAUCUGAGUCAAAAUCCUGCGGAAUCGCCAACGCGACGGCUGCCUCUGCUGCCAGUCACGAUUUGGCCGAUGGCUCGGGGUCAGAUCAAAUUAGUCGGGGUCGGCGCCACCCGCCCGAUUCGAUCACUCGCUACGGAGGAGGAUACGACCUAGCAAGAGGUCUCAACUACAGCAACGCCGCUGGAUCUCAACCUCUGGUUCGCUUCUUCACCGAGCACGUCGAGAUCGUCCACAGUCCUCCAUACAGCAACUGGGAAACCGUGGUUACUUGCGGCAGUACUUCAGCGAUGGAGAUGCUAAUGCGUAUGCUUUGCAAUCGAGGUGAAACGAUCUUGACCGAGAGAUAUACUUACCCUGGAACCAUCGAAGUGGCAGCUCUCCUCGGAGUGAAGCUUAGGGGUAUCAGUAUGGAUGCUGGCGGCAUCAUUCCCGACGAGCUCGAGAGCGCUCUACAAAGCUGGAACGUUACAACCGAUGGUCCGCGACCUUCGGUUCUCUACACCAUUCCAUCCGGCCAGAAUCCAACUGGUGCUACGCAGACUCUGGCGCGAAAACGGGCUAUUUAUACCUUAGCAGAAAAGUACGACCUUUUGAUCAUCGAGGAUGACCCUUACUACUUCCUGCGCGUGGACACAGACGCUUCGCCAACCCACGACAGCGCUGCUGAUCCUGACGAUACUCAGCGCGCGAAAACCUACCUCGCCAAGCUCACGCCCUCAUACCUGAGCAUCGACUACAGCGGACGAGUCGUCCGCCUCGACUCCACGUCCAAAAUCCUCGCUCCGGGACUGCGAGCUGGAUGGAUCACAGCCUGCUCCGACAUCAUCGCUAAGUUUUCGUCCUACACGGAAGUCAGUACUGUCUCUGUCAGCGGACCGAGUCAACUCAUGCUGUGGCAUCUGCUUGAAGAGACUUGGGGUCAUGUUGGAUUCUUCUGCUGGCUGGAUUGGCUUUCACGUCGGUACAAGAGGCGACUCAAUGCUCUUGUCGACGCAUGCGAGAGAUAUCUUCCCAGGGACUUGUGCAGUUGGACUGUCCCGCAAUGUGGGAUGUUUCUCUGGGUGGCGAUUGAUUUGGGCAAGCAUUCGACCUUUGGGUGUCCUCUAGGCACCGAAUCUGCUACCGACGCAACUGCUAUGCUCGAGCGGAAAAGGACCCAGCUGGCGGAAAUCGAGGGCAGAGUCUACGCAAGCGCUCUGCGAAAUGGGACGCAGUGUACGGUAGGGUCACUCUUCGAUACGAUGCCUAAGCUUGAUCUGUCGCUUCAUAUUCGGCUGACAUACGCGGCAGCGGACGAACAGCAAUUCGAGAAGGGUGUCCAGGGUCUCGCAGACGCGCUCAGGGAAGAGUUUGGAGACCGGUACAUGUAG